CUAGCAAUUCAGUCCUCCCAAGUAAAGAAGACGAAUUCCGGCCGCUCGGGAGUUAUUGCACAGAGAAGAUGGUGUCCGGUUCCGGUAUCUGCGCCAAGCGCGUCGUCGUCGACGCAAGGCAUCAUAUGUUGGGAAGGCUUUCUUCCAUUAUCGCCAAAGAGCUUCUCAAUGGACAGAAAGUUGUCGUUGUCCGAUGCGAGGAGAUCUGCAUUUCCGGUGGAUUAGUCCGCCAAAAGAUGAAGUACAUGCGUUUCUUGAGGAAGCGCAUGAACACCAAGCCCUCUCACGGCCCCAUUCACUUCCGUGCCCCCGCUAAGAUCCUCUGGCGCACAAUUCGUGGGAUGAUUCCCCAUAAGACUAAGCGUGGUGCGGCGGCUCUUGCCCGUUUAAAGGCAUACGAGGGUGUUCCUCCUCCGUAUGAUAAGAUAAAGAGGAUGGUCAUCCCUGAUGCUCUUAAGGUUUUGAGGCUUCAAGCCGGACAUAAGUACUGCUUGUUGGGCAGACUCUCUUCCGAGGUGGGAUGGAAUCAUUAUGAUACUAUCAAGGAGCUUGAGAGGAAGAGGAAGGAAAGAGCUCAGGCUGCAUAUGAGAAAAAGAAACAGCUAAAUAAGCUGAGAAUUAAAGCUGAGAAGGUUGCGGAGGAGAAGCUUGGACCCCAACUUGAAGUCAUUGCUCCUAUCAAAUACUAAUUUUGUGUUUUCGACUUCGGAAACAGUUACUUUCUUCAAUUUUGGUAAUACUCAUCACUAUUAGUAGACAAUGAUACUCUUUGUAUGCUUCUAGAAUUCUUCAGUUUAGUUUAAGUUUAUGAUAAUUUAUGUUAUGUUAGUAGAUUCAUCAUGCCUGUUUGUUCCAAACCAAAACAUGUUUGAUUACUUGGUUGUGCAUUUGAUCA
Cucurbita pepo subsp. pepo (vegetable marrow) is the source of this 895-nucleotide messenger RNA. Its product is annotated as large ribosomal subunit protein uL13w. Gene Ontology annotation, cellular component: cytosolic large ribosomal subunit; ribosome. The record is from RefSeq and is a predicted model, not a curated record. Gene Ontology annotation, biological process: negative regulation of translation; translation. Gene Ontology annotation, molecular function: structural constituent of ribosome; mRNA binding. Lineage: Eukaryota; Viridiplantae; Streptophyta; Magnoliopsida; Cucurbitales; Cucurbitaceae.